Messenger RNA from Ogataea parapolymorpha DL-1, 1032 nucleotides. RefSeq lists its product as uncharacterized. Gene Ontology annotation, molecular function: phosphatase activity. The transcript has a single exon. Gene Ontology annotation, cellular component: cytoplasm. The record is from RefSeq and is a predicted model, not a curated record. NCBI's taxonomy places the organism in Eukaryota, Fungi, Ascomycota, Pichiomycetes, Pichiales, Pichiaceae. The coding region runs from base 1 to 1032 and encodes 343 amino acids.
AUGUCAGAUUUAAUAAAGAUCACACAGUGUGAUGUAGAAGAUGCUCAUGCAAACACCGACCAAGAAGUGAUAUAUAGAAAACUGAUAUCGGAAGCUAGAUAUCAACGGGAUCCCGAGACCGGAAAUACGUUGAGACCUUGGAAAUUUGAAGUUGUGCAGGGCUUUUUUAAGCAAUCAGAUGAGUCCACUGAUGAAUUGAGCUUUGACUUAAUAAGGGAUAAUUUUGGGCUGGCUUUGGGCUCUUGGAGUGCGCUCAAACUCAAACUCCAUGAACUAAAUCUCAACGGAAGCCCGAAUGAGUCAUACAAGCUUCUCAUAUGUGCUCGGCAUGGGCAGGGUUAUCACAAUGAAGCAGUGUCGAUAUUUGGGAUCGAAGAGUGGAAUAAUCAUUGGUCUCAUUGCACGGGGACUACUUUACCAGAUGGUAGAGAGAUUGUAUGGGGACCAGACCCAAUGUUGACACCCUUGGGUGAGAGACAGGCUGACGAAUUGAAUAAAGCAUGGAGAAAACAAAUUGAGCACGGGGCACCAAUUCCCACCAAAUAUUUCAGCUCUCCAUUCACUCGAUCUUGCAUGACCCUAGUUCGCACUUGGAGAGGCAUUUCGAUUUGUGAAGAAAAUGAAGAUCAAAGUAAACUUCUUUCCUCCAAAAGACAUUUCCCUAUCGUCAUGGAGAAUUUGAGAGAAACGAUAGGCUCUCAUCUAUGUGAUAAGAGGUCUCCAAAAAAAAUUAUUGCUCAAAGAUUUUCUAGAUUUGGCUUCACUUUUGAGAAAGGGUUUCAGGAAGAAGACAUUUAUUAUAGAGACGACUGGAGGGAAUCUUUGAGCGAACAGAGCCUUCGAGCUGACGCGUUUUUGCAAGAUGUAUUUGAAAAUUAUCCAGACGAUAUAUAUAUCAGUUCAACUUCACAUGCUGGGGAAAUUCGUGCUAUAAUCACAGCACUGGGCCACAGAAAGUUUGCGAUUCCCACAGCCGGUACUUUACCAAUAGUUGUGAAAGGAACUCGAAUCCAAGAGGACUUGGUUCUUUGA